Messenger RNA from Struthio camelus australis, 7119 nucleotides. NCBI's taxonomy places the organism in Eukaryota, Metazoa, Chordata, Aves, Struthioniformes, Struthionidae. The record is from RefSeq and is a predicted model, not a curated record.
AUGCUUCUGGAUGUUAUUCUGACUUCUCUUUACUCAUCCUUUUUGCGCUUCCAUGAAUCCGACUGUGACGUAAGAGGGUCUUCAUCUUGUGAAUCUGUGCUUUCUCUCAACACUGAAAAAAUUCUGAGCCAAGCGAAGUUGCUUGCAGAACAAAAACGAUUUCCAUUUGCUACUGAUAAUGACAACACAAAUGAAGAGUUGGCAAUUGCCUAUGUGUUGAUUGGCAACGGCCUGUAUGAUGAAGCCAUACAGCAUUUUUCAACAAUGCUGCAGGAAGAGCCAGAGUUGGUUAGUGCAAUUUAUGGACGAGGGAUAGCAUACGGGAAAAAAGGACUACAUGACAUGAAAAAUGCUGAACUUGCUCUGUUUGAGCUCAGUAGAGUGAUUAGCCUGGAACCAGAUCAUCCUGAAGUAUUUGAACAGCGAGCAGAAAUAUUAUCCCCACUAGGCCGAAUUAGUGAAGCAUUAUCUGAUCUCACUAGAGCUAUUCAGCUGCAACCAUCGGCACGACUCUACAGGCACAGAGGUACCCUUUACUUCAUAUCUGAGGAUUAUGCAACAGCCCAUGAAGACUUUCAGCACUCAUUGGAACUAAACAAAAAUCAGCCCAUAGCUAUGCUUUAUAAAGGCUUAACCUUUUUUCACAGAGGACUUUUGAAGGAAGCCAUUGAAUCAUUCAAAGAAGCUCUGAAGCAGAAAGCAGACUUCAUAGAUGCAUAUAAAAGUUUGGGACAAGCCUACAGAGAGCUUGGCAACUUUGAUGCUGCUGUGGAGAGCUUCCAGAAGGCUUUGCUGCUAAAUCAAAAUCAUGUUCAGACAUUACAGCUCAAAGGAAUGAUGCUUUAUCAUCAUGGUAGCUUAGAUGAAGCAUUGAAGAAUUUUAAGAGGUGUCUCCAGCUAGAACCAUACAAUGAAGUAUGCCAGUAUAUGAAAGGUCUCAGCCAUGUUGCAAUGGGACAGUUUUAUGAAGGCAUAAAAGCUCAAACUAAAGUUAUGUUAAAUGAUCCACUACCAGGCCAGAAGGCCAGCUCAGAAUAUCUGAAAGUAAAAUACCUCCGAGAGUAUUCUAGAUACUUGCAUGCACAUCUGGAUACCCCUCUUACAGAGUAUAAUAUUGAUAUAGAUCUUCCUGGAAAUUUCAAGGAUCACUGGGCCAAAAAUCUUCCUUUUCUUAUAGAAAAUUAUGAAGAACAGCCAGGAUUGCAGCCACAUAUAAAAGAUGUGUUAUUUCAGAAUUUUGAAAGCUAUAAGCCUGACGUGCAAGAACUCAUAUGUGUAGCUGAUCAUCUGGGUUCAAUGAUGCAAUAUGAGACACCAGGAUUUCUUCCAAAUAAAAGAAUACAUAGAGCAAUGGGAUUGGCCACAUUAGAAGUAAUGCAAGCUGUGCAGCGAACUUGGGCAAACUCAAAAGUUCGGAUGAAUGGGAAAACCAGACUGAUGCAGUGGAGAGAUAUGUUUGAUAUUGCUGUAAAAUGGCGAAGGAUAGCUGACCCUGACCAGCCUGUGCUUUGGUUAGAUCAAAUGCCUGCCCGAAGCCUUAGCAGAGGUUUCAAUAAUCACAUUAAUUUAAUCAGGGGACAGGUCAUUAACAUGAGGUACCUGGAAUAUUUUGAGAAAAUUCUUCAUUUUAUCAAAGACAGGAUCCUUGUUUAUCAUGGUGCUAAUAAUCCAAAAGGACUAUUAGAGGUUCGAGAAGCAUUGGAAAAGGUACAUAAAGUAGAAGAUCUUCUUCCCAUAAUGAAGCAGUUUAACAGUAAAACAAGAGAUGGGUUUACUGUGAACACUAAAGUCCCCAGCCUCAAGGAUCAAGGGAAAGAAUAUGAUGGAUUCACAAUUACAAUAACAGGAGAUAAGGUGGGGAACAUACUAUUUUCGGUAGAAACUCAGACAACAGAAGAAAGAACACAGCUGUAUCAUGCAGAAAUAGAUGCACUAUAUAAGGAUCUAACAGCUAAAGGAAAAGUACUAGUUCUAUCUGCAGAGCUGGGGGAAACAGAUGCUGUAUGCAACUUGAUCCUGUCAUUAGUUUAUUACUUCUAUAAUUUAAUGCCGCUUUCAAGAGGGUCCAGUGUAAUAGCUUAUUCAGUGAUCAUGGGAGCACUAAUGGCAAGUGGAAAAGAAAUUUCAGGAAAAAUACCUAAAGGAAAGCUGGUUGAUUUUGAAGCAAUGACAGCACCAGGGUCUGAAGCUUUUAGCAAAAUGGCAAGGAGCUGGAUGAAUCUAAAGAGUAUUUCUCCUUCUUACAAGAGCCUACCAUCAAUAUCAGAGACAUUUCCCACCCUAAGAACGAUGAUUGAAGUACUAAAUACAGACUCGUCUCAUUGUUUAAAAAAAACGAUAGUGGUUGUGUAAUUUAUACAAAUAAAAAGCCAAGUCUCGUUUCUCCAUAAAUGAUUUUGAAGGGGUAAAUUGCAGACAAACUGAGUUUGUUUUUACUUUUAUGAGGGUUUUUUUUUUUUUGUAAAUAGGGUACUUGGACUUAAGUAGUUCUCACCGGAAAACAGGAAUCUUUUUGUGUGACCAACAGUAUUACAAAGGGAAGAAGAAAUAUAACAGUUGGCUUUUUUGUAUCCAGACUUACUGUAGUAGGAAGUAAAGUUACUCAGGGGCCAAACCAAAGAGCAAUAAGUUUCUAUUUCACUUGUGUUCUGCACUAACUUUUAAAAAUCUUCAUAGGCAUUAUAUAUGCUUUGAAAAUACCACUUCCUAUUUGUUUUUUUUUUUCAAAGCCUCUGUCUUCUGCAUGGAAAAGUUCAUGAGCCAUACAUGUGAGAGUAACUGGUAAAUAGACAGGCAUUUCAUGUAAUGUAAUCCAGUGAAGGAACAGCUGUGAGCUUAAAAGAACUGGCUUCAGGAAAACAUACUUUGGAAAUAAAAACAAACAAAUGACAUAUCCAGAAUUAGCCUCUUGGUGAAUAAAUGUUAGAAAUAGAGCAAUCUUACAUUAGUCUCCCUUUCCAAAUACCCGUUCCCGUUCCUCUUUGGCAAAAGAUAGCAAAAGAGUGAGAACGUAUUUGGAGAGCUAUCUAGGGGUCUUUGGGUUGCUUUUGUUGGAAGGGACUGGCAGCAUUCUGGAAAGACAGACAUCCUGUAGGGCAGGGCUAAUUCAGUUCAGAGAACAUGGAUGGUUCCACAAACUGUAUUUCACCUUGUAAUACUGAUGAUGUUACUUCUGGGAAGUUCUCACUGAAUUAUAUUCAUUUUAAUUUGAGCUUUGUAGCCCUUUGUCAGGUUAAAUGAUUUCAGAAACACAAGCUACAGCAGGCAAUGGUGAGGCAAAUGUUUCCUCCGUGCCUUUAUCAAGUGUUUGUUGUCCACUUCAUAUUCAGCAUUUCAGAAAGACUGUUCUGUUUCUAGAUAUGACUCUCAACUUUUCCCAAUGUUGAUGGUGUAAACUGUUGCUAUCUGUUGCUAUCACCUUUUACACACAUACUCUUUUCUUUAUUUCUUCCUAAUUUUCCAGUGCUUAUGGCUUUUUGAGGCAAUUGCAAGUCUCUACCCUAAUCAUGUCGUAUGAGAUAUGCUAAAUAACAAGUUACUUACCAAGGGGUGGAGGAGAAAAUCCUGCAUGCCCCAAGCCAUUCUAAGCCCAAUAGCAAUGGCAUGGUUCCUUUUUCUCGCUAUAGCACAGUGCAGUCUCAAAUCUCUCUUUAAUCACAAAAUAAAUGCAGCAGAGCACCAAGAAUAUUGAUAUAGGUGACCUGCUUCAAUAGUGGGACUGAAAGUAGGGUGGACUUAUUGAAGGGAAGGCUUUUACCUUGAUUAUCCUAUGUAAGUAUUCAUCAGAUUCAAAGUGGGCUCUGUGUGUGGAUAUGAUUGGUGUGUCUGUGUGUUUUAAGUUCUGGAAAAAACACACACAGACAGAGAGCACAAGAUAAGUUAGAAUUUUUUUGAGUAAUAGCAUCCAUUAUGAAAAGAGUCCUAUUCAUUUAAAGUUGGAUUUCAAUAUUUGUUAACUGGGUCACUGACAAAAUGGGUAGCCAAACAUCAGAGUGUUCACAUGUAUUAAGUUUCUCUUAGAGAUAGGAAAGGAAACCUGGAAAGUGGAUGUUUACUAUGUCUAUAUUACCAAACAGUGCCUCCUGCUAUGAGCACCUCAGUUCCCCCACUAUAUGUAUUUCAAAGGUUUAACUUUCUUCUGCUUCAUGUCUGGUUUGUGAACUGGCUGCUCAUUAGCAUUUGGAGUUCACGUUAGCAAUGUGUCUUCCAGUUUGGACUCUUUUGGGGUGAAACAAAGCAUUCUGAGCGUUCUCUCUGCAAUGUAAAUCAAAAUGCAGUAAGUGGAGAAAAUGAGGAGACUUGCUUCAAAAGUGUGCUCCUGAUUCACACUAAAGUAAUGAUGCAUAUAUAUACUUGCAGGAACCUUUUUUUGUUCAUGAGCUCUUACAUUCAAAGAUUAUAUACUGAAAAUAUGAGAGUAGGAGUAGUUUUCAGCAUUUGUUGCUGAAACAAAUUGUACUGUCAGUGUGGUCGCUUUUUCUCCCUAAGAACAAGUGCUGUAAGUUAGUAUGGUAAAAAGUUGAUACUGUUAUGUUUACCAGUAAUAGACUUGUAAGGACAGCAGAAGCAAUGUUAUAUGAAGGAAGGAGGAAGAUUUUCUAUUAAAGAGGGAGUUUGCAUGUAUGUGAGCAGGGGAUAUGUGACAAGUGCCCAAAACAUGAACAUGCAAGGAAAUCUGGAAAAAAGGGGAAAUACCUGUUUGGAAUCCAAGUUAGUAGUCAUUAGUGAGCACUAAUCUACUUUGUAAUAUUGUUAAGCAUUUUGAAGGAUUGGUAUAGCUUUGAGAAGCUAAGUAAAACUCACCAGAAAAAAUAGAAGGCAGAUUUCACAUGUAGUCCUAAGACUGAUUAACCAAACCAUAAUAAAGGCAGAUUUGACCACCUGGCUGGCUGGCCGAUACUAAUGAACACCCUUUUCAAACUUUCUUGAUCAGAAUUUAUAUAAAGGGUUAAAGUAUUUCUUUCCUAGUACGAGGAUAAAGUAGAUUUGUGAGUUUCCAUUAAAAGAACUGUAUUACUGCUCAAUUGGGAUGAAGGUAUUUUUCCUCUAUCCUUUUGCUCAAGUACCUUUUCCACUCUGCUAUAAGUGAGUACUACUUGUUUCUAUUGUGUCUUCCAUUUAAGGGUCUAAAAGCUUCAGAAAUACUUAUUAGGUUUCAUAAUGGAGGAAAGUAAUUAUUAUUUAUUCUCUCCUACCUAAUGGAGAAACAGGUACAGUAGCCAGGAAGAGAUUCCUAAUUUCAUGACUUGAUUGUACUAAAACAUUACAGUCUCUUUCCUCUUAGCCUGUAACUUUUCCUGUGGCUUGUAUUAUUUGUUGAGAAAGGGGAACUCUACGUUGGUACUGACGAGGAAGUUCUUGGGGCUAUAAAAUAGGAGAAAAAAUUUCUUGUUUUAGGCCUCUAACAGAGGGAGUGGAGAAGUGAUGGGGAGGAACAGGAAAAUUCCCUGGACGAACAAGCCAUGUACAUCUGUCCAGGUUUUCUUGUUUACCUUACUCCUGUGACUGACUUUGUACCCAUCCCCCUUCUGUCAGAUAAAAAAAAUGAUAUUAAUGGGAUAUUAAAGGUGUGUCAGUGUAACGUAUAUUAUACCUCUAGGAGUGCGUGUGUUUCAAAGACUUGUUUCUCUGGGUGUGAUGCAUAUGACUAAGAAAGAAAGUGAGCUUAAGUUAAAUGCUCUCAAACAAGUUUAACAAACAAAACAGGAUUAUAUAAAUGGGCUGGUAUGUGAUGACUUGGAGAAUUGUAAUUACACUUCUCCUAAGAGCCAGAUAUGUGGAGAAAUCUAAUUAUCAUUUUCCAUGCUCUUCUAUGUCAGCUUAGACAACUGGUCUAGUGAUACCAUUUGAGCUCUUAAAUAGGAACACUAACGUACAGCAGCCGCAACCAUUUAUCUAUUAGGAAUACUGUUAGAGAAAGCAGAGUGGCAAAAAUAGGCCAAGUAAUGAAGACCUAUUAGGCUGAACCUCAAUAUUUGUGAGACUGUUUUGAAGAAAAUAAACCCCCCUAUGCAGCUGUCCAGGACAAAAGGCAAAAUAGAUUUAGCCUUGCACAAAUCUCCUCUGAGAUACUUGUCUGUCUUUGGUAAGGGGAGUGUGUACAUGCACACGUGUGCUCAUGUAUGUGUAGAAGCAAAAAUACUGAGACUAGGAGAUCUUUCUGGAGGUUAGCAAAACAUUUGAUGUGGUACCAUACACAAAAUUAGGACUCGAUACAGGAAGAGAGCUCUUGUAGAGCGGAUGAGGAGCUAAAUGAAAGGGAGAAACCAGGUGGUGUGCUGCAAGGCAAACUAAGGUUAGUAAUGUAGUUUGCCAAAUUUACAAGUAAGGCAGAAUUUGGAGGUGGUACUAAUAAAAUGAGGCGCAGAAUAGCAGGUAGGAAGAACUCAACGUCUGAACGUUUGAAAGUACUUCAAAUGGGAUGGUAUUGCAAUCAAUAAAAUCAAGUCCUUUGUAAUAUUCAAAUAAUGAGUUCCAAGCUUGGGUAAUGCAAGUUGCAACUAAUACAAUUUGUUACAAUCAUGUAGCUGUGGAAAAGACACAUGAAACCCUAGCACGCACCAGGAAAAAGAUUCCUAGUCAAGUACGUUUUAAGAUGUUACCUGGCAACUCUAGCCAUCUGUGUUCAAGAACAAUGAAUUUAGAUGGGAACAAGCGUAGAAGAGGGCUAAUAGGAUGAGCAGGGUGCUGGAGAGAAGGCUGAUGUGACAUAGGCUCUCCCUAUAAAUGCAUUAGUACAAGAAAUAGCAGAUUUAGGAGAGAAAAGAAUUACAGCUAAAAAGAACCGUACUGUUCACAUGAGCAGGUCAUUGGACGGGUAACUAGAAGAUUUCAAAGAUGGGGAAGGGUUAAGUAAUGUACUCUGCUCAUGCCAAGAGCAUGUUUCAAAACCAACUUCUUAAAGUGUCACCUAAACACUUGUGAGCAGAAUCAUAUGAUGGGGUGGCGAGAAAUCUCUUCCAAUCCUAUGGGAGUGGUCAGUGACAUGUAGAAAUGCAGAUGGAUCCUAAUUCACAAUCCCCGUGUUUCCCUUAAGCUCAAGGCCAGAAGUAAAGGUACCAGCAGUGAACUUCUAUCCUAGUACUACUGGCUCUUUGUUCUUCACCAGCUACUUUCCUC